AUGAUUCAACGUGUUUUGGGAGUCGUCAGCGGAGUGCUGAAAACGCUCUAUCGCAUUCCAUACGCCAAGCGUCCGUUGGAUCUGACGCUAACGUGGACUGCUGCUGCCGUGCGGUUGGGUAACGGGACGUUCUGUGGCGUAGGCCAAUCAGUGCAGCCUGAAAAGACACUGAUUCUGUACGAGUACGAGGGUUGCCCCUUCUGCAAGAAGGUUAGUACAUGUUGA
Messenger RNA from Sphaeroforma arctica JP610, 225 nucleotides. RefSeq lists its product as hypothetical. Bases 1 to 225 code for a protein of 74 amino acids. NCBI's taxonomy places the organism in Eukaryota, Ichthyosporea, Ichthyophonida. The transcript has 2 exons. The record is from RefSeq and is a predicted model, not a curated record.